UCUUUCGACCACCUCGGUAGCUUGCUAGCCAACAUAAAACUGAAAGAUUGACGCUUUAGACCAUGUUAAUGUACAUUAGCUAAUCUCAGUGUUGUAAACGCAGUUCAUUUGACGUAUCAACUGGUUAACUUUAACCUAAUUUGCUUGUUCAAUUUGCUAAGUUGUUAAACACUGAUACUAGCCGCUAAUGCUACCUAGCACUAGGCUAGUCGCUAAUGCUAACUAACAUCCCUGACCAUGAGCUCACUAAACUACUACUCCCCUGCUAAAGAAGAGGAGGUCUGCUGGACGGAGAAAGAAGCUCUGGGACUGAACAUUGUCGUGAAAGAAGAAGAUGAUGUUAUUGAGGAAACAGAGGAAGAACAUUUUAGAGAGGAAGAGGAUGCUGUCGCAGUAGAGGUGAAGAAGGAAGACGUUUUGAGAGUGAAAGAGGAGGAGACAGAAUAUCAGAUUAACACCAGAGAGAGACAUGACUAUCGUGGAUCCUCUGGGGAGCCUCAACAACAUCCUGAUGCUGACGAGGCAGAGAAGAGUCUCUCCAGAUCAGAACACCAGAUGGACAACGCUAGCCCUUCCACCCUCCCGGAGUCCCUGUAUCGUGCCUCUCCCGGUAGCACCUUACUGCUGGGUAUGAAGAGGUUGUCUGUGCUGCUGGUGGACUGCAGGAAAACAACAGGACUGAGUGGAACUGUGAGAGGUGGAGAAGAGAAGAAAGGAUCAGAUUUGACACAUCAAAGAGAGAUACGGGACUACCGUGGAUCCUCUGGGGAGCCUCAACAACCUCGUGAUGCUGAAGAGGGAGAGAAGGGUCUCUCCAGAUCAGAACACCUCAAUAAACACCUGCAGAGAACUCACUGCUGCUCUGACUGUGGGAAGAGAUUCACCUCAUCAGGCAUUACAAUUCAUCAGAGAAUACACACAGGGGAGAAAUCUUAUAGCUGUGAUCAAUGUGGGAAGAGUUUUACAACAUCUGGCUCUCUGACUCAACACCUGAGAACACACACAGGAGAGAAACCCUCUAGCUGUGAUCAAUGUGGGAAGAGUUUUUGUCGAUCUGGAGAGCUGACAGUGCACCAGAGAACACACACAGGAGAGAAACCCUAUAGCUGUGAUCAAUGUGGGAAGAGUUUUACAACAUCUGGCUCUCUGACUCAACACCUGAGAACACACACAGGAGAGAAGCCCUAUAGCUGUGAUCAAUGUGGGAAGAGUUUUGUUCAAUCUGACCAGCUGACACGACACCAGAGAACACACUCAGGAGAGAAACCCUAUAGCUGUGAUCAAUGUGGGAAGAGGUUUGGUCGAUCUUGCCAUCUGACUCAACACCAGAGAAUACACACAGGAGAGAAACCAUAUAUCUGUGAUCAAUGUGGGAAGAGUUUUGGUCGAUCUGGAGAGCUGACAGUUCACCAGAGAACACACACAGGAGAGAAAUCCUCUAGCUGUGAUCAAUGUGGGAAGAGUUUUGGUCAAUUUUACCAACUGACACGACACCAGAGAACACACACAGGAGAGAAACCCUAUAGCUGUGAUCAAUGUGGGAAGAGUUUUAGUCAAUCUGGCCAGCUGACACGACACCAGAGAACACACACAGGAGAGAAACCUUACAGCUGUGGUCAAUGUGGGAGGAGUUUUAGUCAUUCUGGAGAUCUGAGAGUGCACAAGAGAAUACACACAGGAGAGAAACCUUAUAGCUGUGGUCAAUGUGGGAAGAGAUUUGCUUCAUCUGGCCAUCUUGUAUCACACCAGAGAAUACACACAGGAGAGAAACCAUACCUCUGCGCCCAGUGUGGAAAGAGUUUUAACCAGUUAGGAAGCCUGAAAGCUCAUGAGCGAAUACACACAGGGGAGAAGCCUUACCACUGCUCCCAGUGUGGAACUAGGUUUACCAGAUUAGGAAGCCUGAAAAGACAUGAGAGGAUACACACAGGAGCGAAGCCACACCAUUGCGCCCAGUGUGGAAAGAGUUUUAACAAGUUAGGAAACAUGAAAUCUCACGAGCGAAUACACACAGGGGAGAAGCCUUACCACUGCUCCCAUUGUGGAAAAAGUUUUAGGGAGUCAGGAAACCUGAACGCUCAUAAGCGAAUACACACCGGGGAGAAGCCUUACCGCUGCUCCCACUGCGGAAAGCGUUUUAACCAUUCAGGAAAGCUGAAAGAACACAUGAGACUGCACACAGGGGAGAACCCUUGCAAAUGCUCAGACUGUGGGAAGACAUAUUACUCAUCACGGUCACUUAAACGUCAUGUGAGAAUCCACACGGGAGAAUAAUUACUUCUAGUGUGUAGGUUUUUCACAUCACGUUGACUUAAAAUUCAUCAGAGAACAUACACAGUGCUCCCGUUGUCUUAUAUUGUUGACUGACAAUGUGUUUACCUGUUGAAACCAGAUGAAAUUGAAUUGUACAAAGUAUUCUUAAACAUAUAUUUGUAUGUUUUUAUUAGAAACCAUAAAUUGUAUAUGGAGUAUGUCAGCUUGAAUAUAGAGUAGAUCAGAUUCCAUGUGUUUAAAUGGUCCUUUUUUAAACUCUUUGUGUGUUUAUCUGGGUGUGUCAUUCCUCCAGCACUACAGAUAAUACAGUGAUAUUUGGAUGUGAUGCAUUUGUUCCAUUGUUGACAUUUUCAUUGUAGCCCACUGAUGAUUUAAUGAAAUUUAAAAUGUUCAGACUCUGUAAUGGAAAAUGUUAAUUGUAAACUCGGCAAAAAAAGAACCGUCCUCUCACUGUCAACUGCGUUUAUUUUAAAUAAACUUAAUGUGUAAAUAUUUGUAUGAAUG
Molecule: messenger RNA, 2778 nt
Organism: Oncorhynchus keta (chum salmon)
Lineage: Eukaryota; Metazoa; Chordata; Actinopteri; Salmoniformes; Salmonidae
Product: zinc finger protein 883-like
Exons: 5
Coding region: 238-2274 (678 amino acids)
Biological process (GO): regulation of DNA-templated transcription
Molecular function (GO): DNA-binding transcription factor activity, RNA polymerase II-specific; RNA polymerase II cis-regulatory region sequence-specific DNA binding
Source: RefSeq, a predicted model, not a curated record